This is a messenger RNA of Impatiens glandulifera, 1408 nucleotides long. RefSeq names its product thioredoxin-like 1-2, chloroplastic. Gene Ontology annotation, biological process: cell redox homeostasis. Bases 368 to 1084 code for a protein of 238 amino acids. The record is from RefSeq and is a predicted model, not a curated record. Lineage: Eukaryota; Viridiplantae; Streptophyta; Magnoliopsida; Ericales; Balsaminaceae. The transcript is spliced from 4 exons.
UAUUCACUUUUCUUUUGGAUAAUUCUAUAUCCACGUCCUCAUCAUCUUCUUCUCCUAUCCUUCUUUCUUCCUUCGCCUUCAUUGAAGCUUCAAAGAAACCCUUCUUCCCAAAAAAAACCUUCCAAGCUUCUCUCUUUCUCUUCCACCCUCCCAACCCAUAAAUCCCACAGUAAAAAGAAAAAACAAAAAAAACUUCAUCUUUUGUUGUUUCAAUCCUGCACUUUUUCGUUCAAAAGGGCAACUUCUGUCGUUUAUUAGGGUUUCCUUUCUCGAUUUGUAACCUAAUCCUUGUUUUGGCUCUUUUCUUUUGUAAAUCCAAAAGGGUUUUCUGCUCUGGCUUUAGGGUUCUCAUUUUGUUUCCAAAAUCAUGGCUGUUUCGUUCAAGUUGGGUCUCCUAGUUUCUGGUUCUUAUGAGAGCAUCACCAGACAAAGAGAAAACAAUGGUGUUCUUAGGUUCAACCAUUUUAAUGGAGGUUUGCACUUCAGUCCAGAUUUUCUAGGGAAACCCAUUUCCCUAAUAGAUCAAAAGGGUUCCAGAAAUUUAUCUCUACAGGCACAAUCUUCAAAUUAUGUGAGCAAGUUCUUGAGAUGGUGGGAAAAGACUUCUGAACCAAAUAUGGUGGAAAUUCAUUCAGCCCAAGAACUUAUUGAUUCAUUGUUGAAUGCUGGUGAUAGAUUAGUCAUAGUUGAUUUCUAUUCCCCUGGUUGCGGCGGUUGCAAAGCCUUACACCCAAAAAUCUGUCAACUGGCUGGAUUAAACCCAGAUGCUAUAUUCUUGAAAGUGAACUAUGAAGAGUUAAAGAAAAUGUGUCAAAUCCUCCAUAUACAUGUGCUUCCAUUCUUUAGAUUCUAUAGAGGUUCUGAAGGAAAGCUUUGUAGCUUCAGCUGCACAAAUGCAACCAUAAAGAAAUUCAAAGAUGCAUUGGCAAAGCAUGGGGUUGAUAGGUGCAGUAUUGGACCAGCAAAAGGUGUAGAACAAACCGAGAUAUUAAAACUGGCUGCUGUUGGAGAAAUAUCUGAGAAAAGGCAGAGCUUUAAUGCAGAUUUGGUUCUGAAAGGUAACAGUGGCGGGUGGUGGAGCUAGAUGGUGUUGAUGAUGAUGGAUUAGUGAAAGAGGAUAUUAAUUAGUAUAAUAAUAAUAAUAAUAGCUAAUUAUGAAAAAUGUAAAUAUAUAUUAUAUAAUAGAGAUGAUUGAUGAUUUAGGGUUUCUUUUUCAUUUUCUUCUCCAUUUUUUUGGUGGUGAAUCAACCCAGAUUUUAGUAGAGGUCGGUUUGUCAUUGAGAUCUAUGGUUAGUAAUUUUUAUUGUAAUUCUAUUUGUUUAUACUUAAUAAUAAAGCAAUUCAUCCAUUUUCAAUUUGUUUUAUAAAAGACAUGAAUUUGUGAUAAAAGAAUGAUCAUGUUUUUGCA